AGAUCUCCAAUACUGAUCACAAACAAAACACUUAAAAAACGUCACCGGUCGCAUUACACAAAUGACGAUAAUUUAUUUGAACCUAACUAUAUUAUGAAGAAACGGACACACAUGUUUGUUUGCGUUUUGUACAUAAAAGAAAAACGUGUAUGUAACUUAAUUGACCUUAAUAUGCCCUUUCUUUUGUUUGAAUUCAUGCAUACAAAAGAAUUUUAAUUACGUCGUAUUCAACCAUCAGUAUAAAUCCUACUUGAAAACGUAAACAGAAUUAGUACGAUCUACAGUGCUAAAGCUUUGAGUUUUCAGUUUUUGAUUUAUGCUUUUGCAAAAAUGGCAAAAUUAAUUAGCAUUUUGAUGACUUUGCUAAUAUGUACAAUUCAGCAAUUUGGUCCAGUGAAAUGCAUAUCGUUCUUUCAUUUUUCUUAUGAUCCACCACCAGUCAAGGAUAUUGCACUGAUGGCCAGAUACAUUGUUCACGAAUCUGAUUGGGGAACUCUGUCUUAUGUUGGAAAUCAGUCAUUUAUGGCUGGUGUACCAAUGGGUCGAGUAUAUUCAGUUAGCGAUGGAACAGUAAGCAAUAGUACUGGCGUACCUUACAUAAUGUUGUCUCCGAUGGAUUUAACAUAUCAAGAUGUUAUGGUAACAAAAAAAUGUUCACUUACAUUAAGCUUGGCACAGUCAAAUUAUUGUAGCAGAAAGGCUUACGAUCCUGAAGAUCCUCGUUGUGCUCAAUUAACUCUAACCGGAACUUUUGUUAAGUUGGAAAAAAGUGAUCCUGAAUGGGCGUUGGCAAAAGAAGCGUUGUGGACAAGACAUCCAGUAAUGCAUAAAUGGCCAAUUUACGUACCAGGACACAGUUGGCAAUUUGCAAAAGUAAACAUUGAACAUAUUACAUUGUUGGAUUAUUUUGGUGGUCGUAAGUAUCCAAAUCUAUCGGACUAUUUCAAAGCUAAACCUUCUUUGCAAUUUAAAAUAAGGCCAAAAAUUAAAGCAAUAUCAUUGGGAAAGAAAAAUGUAAUUGUAGACUAUGAAUUUUAGGGAACUGUGUAUGUGAAUGAAUCCUUAGCUUCUAGUUUAAAAAAUGUAAAGUUAUGUAAUAUAAAUGUUAAGAUUAAGUUUCCUAGGUGCAGCCGGUCACAGGUACUCGGGUCAUCACAGGCUAUACAUAUUGAGACUCGAAUUUGCCAUGAUUCCUCUCUCUCCUCCCCAAAAAGUAAAGUUAGUAUCGACGUACAGAUUCGCUAAGUACAGUCUCGAGUCAUAGAAGCUGCAUGACAAUCAUUAUUCACACAUUAGAAACCAAACUGUACCGCUGUGAUCGAUCUCUGCACUUUAGAAUCUGUACCUUUAUUUAUUAACCAUAAGUUGUAAAUUAUUAUUAACGCCACCUUAGCCAAAUUAUGUGACAUUGACUGCUGUAAUGUUUUACCUGUGAUAAUAUUUUUUCUAAUUAUAGUAUUUGUAUAUUACUUACUGUUAUAUAUUUCCAAAUUCUUCUGAAAUUGUGAUCUUAAUAGACUCAUUCAAUUGAUGUAGUAUAAUUGUACCUAACUAUUGCUCAAUUUGCCCUUUUAAUUUUUUUUAUUCUGUUUGUUACAAAAGGUUAACUGUAACAGGGUUCAUAAAAUAAUAAGUACUAUUUCAAUGUGAUGGAUAGAAAUGUUGAAACAGGUGUUAAAAUUGGUUGACAGUUUUUCUAGUAUUUAAGUGUCUAACAUAUUAAGUUUUUAUGUACUUUCUACUGAAAUAACUAAUUUAUAUAAUUAUUAAUAAAAUGAUUGUUACAAU
Molecule: messenger RNA, 1788 nt
Organism: Adelges cooleyi (spruce gall adelgid)
Lineage: Eukaryota; Metazoa; Arthropoda; Insecta; Hemiptera; Adelgidae
Product: protein CREG1-like
Exons: 5
Coding region: 331-1038 (235 amino acids)
Source: RefSeq, a predicted model, not a curated record